CGACUUCAUCAUGUCGGCGGUUAGUUAUUCGAUGCACAGAACCACCACAACUACAUCCUCCUCAUCACACGGAGGUGUCUCAGCCGGCCAUGCCGCUGAGGAGUUCGUUGCCUCUGCCGAGCGCGAGAAGCAAGAGAUGCAGCAGUUGAACUCUCGCCUUGAAGUUUACAUCAGCCGUGUCCGUCAACUUGAGGAUCGUAACAAGGAGCUUGUGAUUGAAUUGGACACCCUCCGAGGAUCACUUGGAAAUGACAUCGGACAGAUCAAGUUCAAAUUCAACGAUUCGUUGGUCAAAGUUCGCCGUGAGAUCUCAGAAGCUCAUUCUGGAACUAUUGGAGUUGAAGUUAAGGUCGACAGAUUGAGAGAUGAUUUGAAUGACUACAGACACAGAUAUGAAGAGGCCCGUCGUGAAGUUGAGCGUGAGAAGACCACUUGGGGAGGAGCUAUUUCACAAGCACAAGCUGAGCUUGACACAAACAAGUCCCGCUAUGCCGCCAUUUUGGACGAGGAAAAGAGACUUUAUGCUGAACAAGAUCAACUCUAUCUUCAAUUGGCUGCCGCCAAGGAUGAGCUUGACGCCGCAAUUGUUGAUCGCCGCCGCCUUCAAGCUGAGGAAGAUGACCUCAAGAUUGAGCUGGAAUUCUUGGGAAGAAUCCACUCUCAAGAAAUCACUGAGCUUCGCACUCUUCUUGCUCAAGCUCCAGCCGACACAAGAGAGUUCUUCAAGAAUGAAUUGGCUCUUGCUAUCAGAGAAAUCAAGGCUGAAUACGACAAGAUCAUCCAAACCACCAGAGUUGAUCUUGAGACAAUCUUCCAGAGCAAGAUUAGCGCCGUCGAAUCAUCAAUCGUCUCCAAGAACGAGGCUGCCGUUUUCCGUCAAGAGGAGAUCAGAAAGAUGAACGAGAGCAUCACCACAUUGCGAGCCAAGCUCAGCGAGCUCGAAGCCCGUAACUCUGCUUUGGAGAGAGAAGCCAACACACUCCAGAUUCAACUCGGAGAAGAUCAAAGAGCUUACGAAUCAGAGCUUCACAAGAGAGACAAUGCCCUCCGAUUUAUGCGUGAAGACUGCCAGACUUUGAUUGCUGAACUUCAAGCUCUUCUUAACACCAAACAAACUUUGGAUACUGAGAUUGCCAUCUACAGAAAGCUUGUCGAGUCCGAGGAAGGAAGAUUCACUCAUGUUGGACAGGGGGUCGUUGUCGCCCAGCAGGAGACUACAAGAUUGGUACCAGUCGAGCAAGAUCACUGGGACUCUGGAGAGGUUCAAACUCGUUCCUCAUUCAAGAGACACGCUAAGGGAAAUGUGAGCAUCGUUGAGUGCGAUCCACAAGGAAAGUACAUCAUUCUUGAAAACACCAGUGGAUCAGUUGCCGAAGAUGUAAGCAACUUUGAAAUCCGUCGUGUUAUUGAUGGAGUUCAAGCCUUCGUUUUCCGUCUCCCAUCUCACUUAGUUAUUCAACAACACGGACAUCUUAAGAUCUACGGACGCAAUUCAGGAGGAAUUAACUCACCACCAGACUCAAUUGUGAUGGAAUCUCACCCAUCAUGGGGACAAGGAGGACAAGUUGAAACAUUCUUGUACAAUAGUCACGGAAUUGAGAAGGCUUCGCACAUCCAGACGACGGUCGCUUCUUCCCGUUAAGAAAUCUCCAUCAUCUAAUCGAUUUCUUUUUCGAUGAAUUUAAAUUUAUUCUGAAAUGCCCAUUGAAUCCUUUCCUUGCUGUCUUCACUCCCAAAAUCAUUCGACGUACAUACUUGCUACAUUCCAAUCCAAUUGUUUUUUGAAAUAAAUUGUUCAAUAUUG
This is a messenger RNA of Caenorhabditis elegans, 1804 nucleotides long. It is a transcript of the gene ifb-2, whose product is annotated as Intermediate filament protein ifb-2. Gene Ontology annotation, biological process: cytoskeleton organization. Gene Ontology annotation, cellular component: cytoplasm. Bases 11 to 1642 code for a protein of 543 amino acids. The record is from RefSeq and is marked reviewed. NCBI's taxonomy places the organism in Eukaryota, Metazoa, Nematoda, Chromadorea, Rhabditida, Rhabditidae. The transcript has 9 exons.